Molecule: messenger RNA, 1082 nt
Organism: Scaptodrosophila lebanonensis
Lineage: Eukaryota; Metazoa; Arthropoda; Insecta; Diptera; Drosophilidae
Product: histidine decarboxylase-like
Exons: 2
Coding region: 46-711 (221 amino acids)
Source: RefSeq, a predicted model, not a curated record
CGGAAGUGUGCUAACCCACGAGUCUUCCAUUUAGACGUUGAGCUCAUGAAGCUCUGUCACCGUCAACGCGUCUCCGACUUCUACUCCAGUCCCAGUCAAAGCUCUGUAUCGACGCCCGCCAAUCACUUUCGCCCCAUAACUCUCUACCCAGCCCCAUUAGCGAACAAUCUCAGCUUCAACCUAAGCCGCGAAGUCACCUUGUCCGUGGAUAGUCUUCAAACACCCGUAACUCACAGCUGCAGCACGACGGACAUGUAUCAUGGCAAACGCUUCCUAGAGCCCGUCAGCAGCCUCAUCGACAAUUGCUCCUUCACCAACAGCAUAUUCCACAUGCCCACGCCUCUCACAACACCCACAGAUGAAGCCCGUCCUCCUCUAGGAGCUUCUGAGGACUUACGCUUGCCGCUUAGCGUGGAUUGGGCAGCGGUGUUGCGAAACUUUGAGGCCAAGCAGCAGCGCUUGCUGCUACAGCAUUUAUCCUCCCAGUCGGCAGCCUCUUCCACGGCCAGCAGCAAACUCAGCUUUUCCACGCCAAGUCGCAGUAGCUUCAACGAGCAAUCCUCUGAUGAUAUGGCUUCGCCGCUAUUGGGCUCCUUUGCAUCCCAGCCAUCGCAGGUGGACAGAUUGGGGAGAGCGGCGGGAUCAGUGAGUGUGGGGAGUGAUUCGGAUGCUACCAUUUGCUCAGCUGCUUCUUCGAUGGAGUCCCUCUGAUGACUACCACUAGCUCUUAGUCUAGAUUUAUGCAGAUUCCUGUACGUACUUACGUAAUCCUAUGUAAUAUUUGAAGGGAAAGAAUUCACUGCUGUGCAAUCAAUAAUCUACUUGUAUGUAAUUAUGUAGUUCUACGCACCUUACUCUCGUGUACCUAAUCAUUACAAAUACAAAUACCCCAUGUACAUACUAUAUACAUGCAGAGCAAUACUCGUUGAUCUUCAAGCAGUUGCAUACUAUAUAUCCGAUAUAACCUAUAUAUAUUUAUAUAGAUUAAUGUAUCAAUAUCUAGCAGUUACUAAUGCCUCCAGGGCUCCAGUGUCUAUCACGUUUAUUCUCGGUGUGAUUAAAGUUUUGCUGUUUAAAGUUAA